This is a messenger RNA of Lactuca sativa (garden lettuce), 3220 nucleotides long. Its product is annotated as phenylalanine ammonia-lyase 1. Gene Ontology annotation, molecular function: ammonia-lyase activity. Lineage: Eukaryota; Viridiplantae; Streptophyta; Magnoliopsida; Asterales; Asteraceae. Gene Ontology annotation, biological process: L-phenylalanine catabolic process. The record is from RefSeq and is a predicted model, not a curated record. Gene Ontology annotation, cellular component: cytoplasm.
UCAUUUUUUCAUAAUUAUAUAUAUUUUUAAAUGCUCUAUAAAAAUAAUACUCAUCAUUUUCUUAUUAUUUUUUAUUUUUUAAAAAGUAUUGAUGUUAAUAAUAAGUUAUAUAAUUAUUUAUUUAAUUCUUGAUUUUUAUAAAAAUUUUAAAUUCGUCUUGAAUAAGUUUCGUUUAUGAUUGUUAAUAAUUAAUUGUAUUUUUAUAUUGAAAAUCCUACAGAAUCAUGUUUAACUAAUAAUUUAUUGAAAAUAUUUGAUUAAUAAUUAUAAAUUUUACUAUAAAAAUUUAGUUAUUUUUAUAUCAAUGGUUUCCAAAAGCUAUAUACUAAUAUAUUAAUAGUUUAGAAAAUGCAAGGUUUUAAGUUGAAAUGGGUGCAUUUAUGUCGCUAUGUUUUUAUCGUCCCUUUUGUCAGAGAGUUUUUGGAUUUCUCUGUUGGUUUAAAUUAUAUGCUUUACGAAAUUAAGCAAGAUUUAUUAUAUAUAUGAAAAAUGAGUUCGUGGUCGCCCACAUGAUAGAGAGAAAGGGAUCGUAAUUAAUAUUUUUCUAAUUAAUUAAUAAUAAUAAUAUGAUGAAAGAAAUAGUAAGGACAAAUCAACCAUUUUAUAUGGAUUAGGACAUAAAACUUCCUAAUGAAAAAUUAAAACUAAAAACCAAUCAUAAAUUACACCAAAGUAUAGGGACAAUUUGUAUACUUUGUCCUAAUAAUAUUAGGCCUGCCAAACCUAAACCUGUUGGACAACUUCAUAAGCCGUGUAUUUAAACCCUUUAAUCUCCCACAUACAACCCCGGAAAAUUAUAGCUUUAACAACUUCAUAAUUUCCUACAAAAAAUUUUCUUUCAAUAUUUUAUCAACAAAAUUUCAACCUCUUUCCACAAAAUAUUUCUGGGUUUUGCAAAAAAGUCAAAAAGAAAUGGAGCGUUCCAACGGACAUACCACAAAUGGGAGUUUAUACGUGAAUGAUCCUUUGAAUUGGGGUGCUGCGGCAGCAACGUUAAGCGGGAGCCACCUGGAUGAAGUGAAGAAAAUGGUGGAGGAGUAUCAGAAUCCGGUGGUGAAAUUGGGUGGCACAAGACUGACUAUUGCUCAGGUAGCAGCUGUAGCCACUAGGCAUGCGAACGACGUUCAUGUGGAGUUGUCGGAAUCUACUCGUGAUGGAGUUACAGCUAGCAGUGAUUGGGUGAUAAACAACAUAUUGAAAGGUAGUGAUACCUAUGGAGUCACCACCGGUUUUGGUGCCACCUCUCAUCGGAGAACCAAGGAAGGUGGUGCUCUUCAACAUGAGCUCAUUAGAUUCUUGAACGCCGGUAUCUUUGGUACAGCGGUGGGAUCAUCAGACCACACACUCCCGCAAUCAACCACAAGAGCCGCCAUGUUAGUCAGAAUAAACACCCUCCUCCAAGGCUACUCCGGCAUCCGAUUCGAAAUCUUGGAAGCUAUUACAAAGUUUCUCAACCACAACAUCACCCCAUGCCUACCCCUUCGUGGCUCCAUCACAGCCUCCGGCGACCUUGUGCCACUAUCAUACAUUGCCGGACUCUUGACCGGCCGCCCAAAUUCCAAGGCUGUUGGUCCCACCGGAGAAUUGAUUGAUGCUGCCUCCGCUUUCAAUCAUGCCGGUAUCAACACCGGUUUCUUUGAGUUACAACCUAAAGAAGGACUUGCAUUAGUCAACGGGACAGCUGUGGGGUCGGGGAUGGCAUCUGUGGUUCUUUUCGAAGCUAAUAUCAUUGCAGUUUUGUCGGAGGUGUUAUCCGCCAUUUUUGCUGAAGUCAUGCAAGGAAAGCCCGAGUUUACUGAUCAUCUGACACAUAAACUCAAGCAUCACCCUGGCCAGAUUGAAGCAGCUGCGAUAAUGGAACACAUUUUGGAUGGUAGUUCCUACGUUAAAGAAGCGAAAAGGAUACACGACAUAGACCCACUUCAAAAGCCAAAACAAGAUCGUUAUGCUCUUCGGACAUCACCACAAUGGCUAGGUCCGCUUAUUGAAGUGAUACGUACGUCUACGAAGUCAAUCGAGAGGGAGAUUAAUUCGGUUAAUGAUAACCCAUUGAUUGAUGUGUCAAGGAAUAUUGCACUUCAUGGAGGAAACUUUCAAGGCACCCCAAUAGGUGUUUCGAUGGAUAAUACUCGGUUAGCGAUAGCAUCGAUAGGUAAACUCAUGUUUGCUCAAUUCUCGGAGCUUGUAAAUGACUUUUACAACAAUGGGUUGCCAUCUAAUCUCUCUGGAGGACGAAAUCCAAGUUUGGAUUAUGGAUUUAAAGGAGCUGAGAUUGCAAUGGCAGCGUAUUGUUCGGAACUACAAUUCCUUGCUAACCCUGUAACCAAUCACGUCCAAAGUGCUGAGCAACAUAACCAAGAUGUUAACUCACUCGGGUUAAUCUCUUCACGUAAAACAGCUGAAGCUGUUGAGAUUCUGAAAUUGAUGUCGACGACUUACUUAGUGGCAUUAUGCCAAGCAGUUGACUUGAGGCACUUGGAAGAGAACCUCAAGUCGAGUGUAAAGAAUUUGGUUAGCCAGGUUGCGAAAAAGGUCUUAAACACUGGGCCUAAUGGUGAGCUUCAUGCAUCUCGAUUUUGUGAAAAAGACAUGCUUACGAUUGUAGAUCGGGAGCAUAUAUUUUCAUAUAUUGACGAUCCGUGUAGUGCAACUUACCCUCUCAUGCAAAAGCUAAGACAAGUUAUGGUUAGUCAUGCACUUGCAAAUGGUGAAGCGGAAAUGGACACAAGUACCUCAAUCUUCCAAAAGAUUGGUGCUUUCGAGGAUGAACUCAAAGCCCUUUUGCCAAAUGAAGUUGAAAGCGUUAGGGUUGAUCAUGAAGGUGGAAAAUUGGCGAUUUUUAACCGAAUUGAGAAAUGUAGAUCGUACCCAUUGUAUAAAUUUGUGAGAAAAGAACUUGGAACUUCUUAUUUGACUGGAGAGAAGAUAAUGUCACCUGGAGAGGAGUUUGAUAAGGUGUUCUCCGCGAUAUCGGCUGGAAAAUUGAUUGAUCCAUUGCUCGAUUGUUUGAAGAUGUGGGAUGGGACUCCACUUCCUAUUUCAUAAGUAAAGGUUAAUACAUUGAGUUAUUGUUUAUGAAACGACAAUUUUUAAUUUAAAGUUCGUAGUUAGAUAGGAAAAUUGAGGAUUAUGCAUCUAAAAACUGUGGGAUAAUCAAACUGUUGUAUAAAGUUUCUAUUUUGUUUUUCGUUAUAGUUCACGGGAUGAUUUAUUUUGACGA